This is a messenger RNA of Patiria miniata (bat star), 1167 nucleotides long. RefSeq names its product neuromedin-U receptor 2-like. Gene Ontology annotation, cellular component: membrane. The coding region runs from base 146 to 1159 and encodes 337 amino acids. Gene Ontology annotation, molecular function: G protein-coupled receptor activity. The record is from RefSeq and is a predicted model, not a curated record. Gene Ontology annotation, biological process: G protein-coupled receptor signaling pathway. Lineage: Eukaryota; Metazoa; Echinodermata; Asteroidea; Valvatida; Asterinidae. The transcript has a single exon.
AGACCCGCACGCAAUUAAUGUUCAAAGACGUUGCUCGACGUUUCUGUGUGAUUAAAUCAUGGUGCCAACGAACAAGAGAUAACGCGUGGCCUCCAGAAAGUAUAAGUGAACCCCGGCCCACUCUGUUUUCUCGGAAAGGACUCUGAUGAGCUUCAACCGAUGUUUAGACAACGCGUACCGGAACGCAUCCAAGAUGGAUGUGCAGUCGACUUUGCGACUUCUGCAAACAGUCAUUGGAAGCGUUGGCAUCUUUGGUAACUUUGUUGUGUGCAUUGUCAUCGCCAAAGUGCCGGCCAUGAGAACACUGACCAACGCCUUCAUCUUCAAUCAGGCUGUCAUCGAUUUCCUUGGGUCCUUGUUAAUGGUUCUCGACAGCAACAUCGCAAUUCCGGCAGUACUCCAUCGUAACGCGUUGAUUGCCGGUAUACAGUGCUUUAUUUGGGACUCAAGUGUCAUUCUGUGGGUCAUUUACGUCGCCUCCACUCUGAAUUUGGUCAUGCUCACAUCCGAGCGCUACUUGGCAAUUGUGUACCCGUUCAAGUAUCUGACUUACUUCAGAAAGACACGGGCCACGGCUAUGCUGGUCGCAGUUUGGGUGUCGGCCAUCGGCUACAAAGGUACCAAUGUAAUCUAUCGCCAAAUCGUUGAUCGCGCUUGUGUGAUCGCCAGUCUGUCUACCGCGGCAAGCUUAGCUUGGGGAAUUGUAACGUUCCUCGUUGAGUAUCUGAUCCCAUUGAUCUUCAUGACUUUCUGCUACGUCCACAUCAUUCUUCAGCUGAAGAAAGCCUCGUCUACCGUCCACGCCGAGCCAUCAACCAGCCAGCAAGGAGACAACAGUAUGUCUGGCUCCCUGCUUCGCGCUCGACGUAACACGCUGAAGACCCUCUUCAUCGUCUUCGCGACAUACACCAUCUGCUGGUUGCCCAAUCAGGUCGCCUUCUUCAUGUUCAACUUCGGUUUUCCGCUGAACUUCAACGGCGCAUUCUACUUGAUCUCCGUGGCGUUGGUGCAGCUGAACUGUUGCAUCAACCCAAUCAUCUACUCCUUCAAGUACAAACAGUUCCAGACAGGUGUGCGAGUUUUGCUGAAGCCGUGCUGCCCUAAACUAGCUCAUACACGAGAGGGAGAAUCGGUGGCAGUUACACUGAGUCACCGUUGAAAUUAAGA